AUGGAGAGCAAAAGACCAGCCCUACAUGGAGAGCAGAAGAUCAGCCCUACAUGGAGAGCAGAAGACCAGCCCUACAAGGAGAGCAAAAGACCAGCCCUACAUGGAGAGCAGAAGAUCAGCCCUACAUGGAGAUCAAAAGACCAGCCCUACAUGGAGAGCAGAAGACCAGCCCUACAUGGAGAGCAAAAGACCAGCCCUACAUGGAGAGCAGAAGACCAGCCCUACAUGGAGAGCAGAAGAUCAGCCCUACAUGGAGAUCAAAAGACCAGCCCUACAUGGAGAGCAAAAGACCAGCCCUACAUGGAGAGCAGAAGAUCAGCCCUACACGGAGAGCAGAAGACCAGCCCUACAUGGAGAGCAAAAGACCAGCCCUACAUGGAGAGCAAAAGACCAGCCCUACAUGGAGAGCAGAAGACCAGCCCUACAUGGAGAGCAGAAGAUCAGCCCUACAUGGAGAUCAAAAGACCAGCCCUACACGGAGAGCAGAAGACUAGCCCUACAUGGAGAGCAAAAGACCAGCCCUACAUGGAGAGCAGAAGAUCAGCCCUACAUGGAGAGCAGAAGACCAGCCCUACAAGGAGAGCAAAAGACCAGCCCUACAUGGAGAGCAGAAGAUCGCCCUACAUGGAGAUCAAAAGACCAGCCCUACAUGGAGAGCAGAAGACCAGCCCUACAUGGAGAGCAAAAGACCAGCCCUACAUGGAGAGCAGAAGACCAGCCCUACAUGGAGAGCAGAAGAUCAGCCCUACAUGGAGAUCAAAAGACCAGCCCUACAUGGAGAGCAAAAGACCAGCCCUACAUGGAGAGCAGAAGAUCAGCCCUACACGGAGAGCAGAAGACCAGCCCUACAUGGAGAGCAAAAGACCAGCCCUACAUGGAGAGCAGAAGAUCAGCCCUACAUGGAGAUCAAAAGACCAGCCCUACAUGGAGAGCAGAAGACCAGCCCUACAUGGAGAGCAAAAGACCAGCCCUACAUGGAGAGCAGAAGACCAGCCCUACAUGGAGAGCAGAAGAUCAGCCCUACAUGGAGAUCAAAAGACCAGCCCUACACGGAGAGCAGAAGACCAGCCCUACAUGGAGAGCAAAAGACCAGCCCUACAUGGAGAGCAGAAGAUCAGCCCUACAUGGAGAUCAAAAGACCAGCCCUACACGGAGAGCAGAAGACCAGCCCUACAUGGAGAGCAAAAGACCAGCCCUACAUGGAGAGCAGAAGACCAGCCCUACAUGGAGAGCAGAAGAUCAGCCCUACAUGGAGAUCAAAAGACCAGCCCUACAUGGAGAGCAGAAGACCAGCCCUACAUGGAAUAA
Messenger RNA from Biomphalaria glabrata, 1308 nucleotides. RefSeq names its product protein clarinet-like. NCBI's taxonomy places the organism in Eukaryota, Metazoa, Mollusca, Gastropoda, Planorbidae. The transcript has a single exon. Bases 1 to 1308 code for a protein of 435 amino acids. The record is from RefSeq and is a predicted model, not a curated record.